UUAGGCAGCUGGUUAUAUUUUCAAGAAUGAUUUUUUCCUCCUGUCUCUCUAUACUUUGGCAUAGCUAUAGAGAGAGAGAGAAAUCUUUUUAUAGAUAGGUGCUUUAUAGAAAAAUCGAGUCUAAACAAUCUUGCCAACUUAAUAAAUUACUGUUCCGGUACCAAAUUAAUGCAAUCUUUAAUCUUGUUCCCCACAAGAACUCUAUGAUUAUGCUAUAAAUAGAGGAAUGUUCAUUAGUUUCCUAUCACAGCUCAAUAAGUAGUUCUAUAAAGUAUAUAUAGUUUGAAACAAGGCAAAAAAUGGGAUUAAAGGCAUUUAUGCUUAUCGUUUUGGCGAUUUUUCUUGCAAUAACCUCAGAGGUUGCAGCUAGGGAGUUGUCUCAGAGCUCCACCACUUCUCCGGACAAGGGACAUGCAAAUGAGGUAAAUGAUGCCAAAUUUCUAGGAAUCGGAGGUCCAGGAGCUGAAAUUCCGGGAAUCGGAGGACUUCCAAUUCCAAGAAUUCCGGGAAUCGGAGAACUUCCAAGACCAGGAUCAGGAGGAGAAUCUGGUGGUGGAAGUGGUUAUUAUAACAGCUAUACCGGAGAAGGAUAUGGUGAAUAUUAUCCUGCUGAUGGUUACGGUGGAGGAUAUCGUAGAGGUGGUUGGUAUGGAAGAUUUCCUCGCAACUAAUUAAUUUAAGGUUAAUUAUUUCCUAAAUCUUCAUUCAUUUACUAUGGAUGGAUGAUUAUCAUGUCAUGUUUCGUUAAAUAAACAUACUAGGAGACUCAGAGAACUUAAUUUAUAUACGUAAAUCCUUGUGCGUUUGCACGUCAUUUACAUGCAAAUAGUAUGAAACCCAGUGAAGUUAUGCGUAUUUUCUUUGUAUCCGUAAUCUUUGUUCCGCUUUAUAUAACAGUAUAUUAUUGUUGAAUUUAAGUUAUGUAUUCUAAAGGUGGAUUUUAUAUACUCUAAAUGUUA
Messenger RNA from Capsicum annuum, 959 nucleotides. RefSeq names its product prisilkin-39. The transcript has 2 exons. The record is from RefSeq and is a predicted model, not a curated record. NCBI's taxonomy places the organism in Eukaryota, Viridiplantae, Streptophyta, Magnoliopsida, Solanales, Solanaceae. The coding region runs from base 300 to 671 and encodes 123 amino acids.